Messenger RNA from Capsicum annuum, 1374 nucleotides. Its product is annotated as LRR receptor-like serine/threonine-protein kinase RGI3. The coding region runs from base 1 to 1374 and encodes 457 amino acids. Gene Ontology annotation, molecular function: protein binding. The transcript has 5 exons. The record is from RefSeq and is a predicted model, not a curated record. Lineage: Eukaryota; Viridiplantae; Streptophyta; Magnoliopsida; Solanales; Solanaceae.
AUGUCCACACUUGAGACUUUAAAUCUGAACUUCAAUUCGAUAGAGGGUCGAAUCCCAGAAGUGAUUGGAAGUCUUAUAAACCUUAGAGAAUUAAACAUAAGGGGAAACAGGCUCAUAGGUUCCAUUCAUCUGUCACUCUCGAAUGCCUCGAGGUUGGAGACUUUAGAUAUAUCUUCUAAUUCACUUCAAGGAAACAUUCCAGAAGGGAUCGGCAAUCUUCACAACAUGAAGUUGUUGGGCAUACAAGAUAAUCAACUUACGAUUUCUAUACCUUUCAGAAUUUUCAAUAUCUCAAGAAUUGAAGUCAUUGCAUUUACAGGCAAUAGUUUAUCAGGAUAUCUUCCCAAUGGUUUAUGCAAUGGUCUCCCAAUACGCAAAGGGCUUUAUUUAUCCACAAACAAGCUUCAUGGUCAUAUUUUCACAAGCUUAUCAAAUUGUUCACAACUUCAAAUUUUGUCUUUAUCGGAAAAUGAGUUUGAUGGACCAAUACAUAGUGAAAUUGGAAGACUGAGUAACUUGCAGCAAUUGGAUAAUUCCAUUAGACUAGUUAAUCUCACAAGUCUUUCUUCAUGUGUUUCCAGAUAUUUAAGAUUUAUCGGACUAACUUUGAACCCUAUAAAUGGAGUGCUUCCAGUCUCCACAGGGAAUAUAUCCACUUCUCUUACAGAUUUUUUUGCCGACAGUUGCAAAAUCAAAGGGCGAAUUCCUAAUGACUUUGGGAACUUGAGCAACUUAAUAGACUUCUCCCUUUCGAAAAAUGAUUUGGUUGGAUCAAUUCCCACAUCAUUCGAAAACUUGAGAAACCUUCAGCGCCUUAACUUGAAUAACGAUAAACUUACAGGAGUCGUUGGUGAUAUUCUUUGGAAGUUGCAUGAUCUUGCCUUAUCGUCAAACAACAUAGUUGGUACUUUACCUCCAGAAAUUCGAAAUCUAAAGGCUGUGACACAGAUGGAUAUGUCAAUGAAUCAAUUUUCAAAUGGAAUUCCAAGACAAAUUGGAGGAUUGCAAAAUCUGGUACACCUUUCUUUGAGAAACAACAAGUUGCAAGGAUCUAUACCUGACUCAAUGAGCAACAUGGUAGGUUUGGAAUUCCUAGACCUUUCUCGUAAUAAUAUAUCCGGAAACAUUCCUAAGUCUUUGGAGAAGCUUCAAAACAUGAAGUAUUUCAAUGUUUCUGUAAACAGAUUGUAUAGAAAAGGUAAAAAAGCUCCUCAACAAGUUGAUUCUUUGUCUGCCAUUACAAGAAAAAGAAUUUCAUACUAUGAAUUGAUCCAAGCAACUGAUGCACUUAGCGAGAGUAAUCUGAUUGGUUCUGGAAGUUUUGGCUCUGUUUACAAAAGGUAUUCUCAGAAGUGGAACUGCCAUUGCAGUUAA